Messenger RNA from Lates calcarifer (barramundi perch), 2858 nucleotides. Its product is annotated as leucine rich adaptor protein 1-like. Gene Ontology annotation, biological process: positive regulation of cytokine production; positive regulation of canonical NF-kappaB signal transduction. The transcript has 3 exons. The record is from RefSeq and is a predicted model, not a curated record. Bases 1227 to 2177 code for a protein of 316 amino acids. Lineage: Eukaryota; Metazoa; Chordata; Actinopteri; Centropomidae.
UUAGACUGCUUAUUUGGCCCUGUCUCUGCGUCUAAAAGUGGACUCACAGCGUGCAACAGUACAGACCUGUUUCCUUCCACUCAGUCUCUUUGGGAAGUCCUGAGCACAUCCAUGCCGCAAAGCACUAAGGUAAUAUAUCUUAUCAUAAAUAUAAUAAAAAAUGUCUCGUACACGUUUGAACAGGGCAGUGAAAUCAGUUUACUCAUACUUUGAACAUUGUGUUUAUUUCCUUUCAUGCGCUGUAGCCAACUAUCCACAACACAUUCUGUGAACACGUAGACACAUGCUUCUUACUUUGUUGUGUUAAUUCAUCAAACUGCUCUGGGAUCAGUAUCAGUUUUACAAAAAGCAGUUUCUUCGCUGUAUGUCCUCUACGAGCAGUUACACAUGAUUCAGACAUGUUACCAUUUGAAAUGGGAGUUGAUCCCAGGAUAAGUUAUUCAGUUAGAGAUGUUAAUAGGCCUACUAACACUGUAAAGUAUCCUUAUCCCAUAGCCUACAUUACACUGAACUUACAUAACUGCAGCUGUAGGUUUACUGGCUGUAGUCACAUUUAAAUGUAAGAUUUUUGACAGGCUACAUGAUAAAAUAUAUUAGUUGUUAACUAAUACUAUAAAAAAAGGUGUUAAAAUCUGUGUGACUCUUGUUUGUUUUUCAUGUGGUGCAGUCAAGCUUUAAUUUGUUAGACUGAUGAUUAGACCAGCAAACAAGGUUUUGAUUAGACUUUAAUCAGAGUAAUGAAGUCAGUCAUCAUUUCACAGAGAGUUAAUUACAUCAGCAGCAGCUCGGUGCGCGCAGGUGUCACUGAAGCCUCUGCAUGUGACCUCUGGCAUUAAACUUUCGCACUAUUGUUUCACACAAAGAGCAUUUCCACUUUCCAGCACCAUGUUCUGGGCCACAUACCAGCAAUACCUCUGCAGUAUGAAUGGUGACAGCAGUCAGCAGGCUCGUUCACACUUCCAGCGUUUUCACCGCUCGUCCUGCGCUUCUGUGGCAACUUUGUCAUUCACGAUCGGGCUUUAUGCUGGAGUGUUCAGGAAUAUAACGCGCGUUGUGGGUCGAUAAGUGUGUGUUUAUGUGUGUGUGUGUGUGUGCAUCUGUAUGACUCCCACUGUGAGUGUAAUUCCUCAGGUAGUUGGACAGCUGAAGCGUCUUUACGCGCAAACUCUCCUCCAUCCAAAGGCAGCAAUCGGAAUACUCCCAAGUCAAAGACUGUGCGGUUUGUGAUGAUGGCAGAGGAAAGCUUCAACGAUUCGUUCCCAGAGCUGAGAGAGGUGGAAACGAAGCUUGGGAGGAAAACGCCGGAGAGCCUUCUGAGUUGGAUGAAGGAUGCUGCGGACUGCGGAGACAGUUGGAGGUCUGAUGUGGUCGACAGGGGAGAACACAGCUCUGCCCUCAGCGGCAGCUUUUCUGACAAAAUCAGCAGCUUAAAACAGGAGCUGAGGUGGCUGCGUUCUGCCGAUGUGAAGAUUCUGCGCCAGCUGGUGGCCGUGCACGAGGGUAUCGAGGCCAUGCGUUGGCUGAUGGAGGAGCGAGGAGCUAUGGUCAGCCGAGGCAGCAGCUUGACGGGCAGCCUGAGCAGCCUGGUCACUGUGGAGGAGCACGGGCUCUCAGUGACCCCCAGGAGGGAAAGCCCGAGUCCACCCUUCCCUCAGGAUUUGACUGAAACCACUGGGGAGGAAUCAGCACAUCAACAAUCACCACACACUGAUGAUACUGAUUCAAACCACAAGAGCUACUUUGACGUGUUGAGCCCAGAGUCUUCUGACGCAAGACCUCCCAGUCCUUUCAGCUCCAUGUUUGAAGUCAGUCGUUCCACUCAUUUGGCAUCGUCCAGUCCUGCCAAAGGUUUGGUCAGUGCCAGUUCGCACAAGUCACAACCACAGGACUUGGAAGCAGGUCAAUUACAAGACAUUAAAGGUGGGACCAUCAGAAGAGCUCUGCUAAGAUCUAGCAGGGCAAGAAAAGAAGUGAAAGUGGAUACUGGUAGUUUUACUGUCACCCAGGAGCCGGGGGACAGGCAGACAGUGCACAGUCUGCUGCAGGAGAGUUUCAUAGCUUCUAAGAACAAUACAGUGGAAAAGGAAGAGAGUGCACCUAAUAGAGAGGAGGUCUUGCUGGGUUAUGAUGCUCAGUGGUGCUGGGUGGAGUCACAGGAUGACGUGACAUUUUUAUGAUCUUCUGUAAGCACAACUAAAGCUGCUACACCUCAGCAGUUACUGUAACUGCCAGUAAUGCAGUGGAAUUUAAAAUGCACUUUGACCCUCAGUGUGUCUCAUUAGAAUGAUUUUGUUUAGAAUGUACACUGUUUAUGUUUUUUCAUUAUCAAUGUGUAUUUUAUGAGCUCCAAAGCGCCAAAAUUACAGAAUAUGCGAUGAAAUUACAAAUAUUAUGAUAUUCUUUAGAAGUGAUGCACUAGGUAUUUGAUUUUAGUAUGAUACACACAGGAAGCUGAUUAAGAACUUUGUCUUCUUUGUUAUUUAAGGGGGAAAAAAAGCGAUUAUUGAUAAGACAAGUACAGUAGUCAGUUAUUUUUUGUAUGCUUGUUUUCUCAUAUAUUGUCCAGUCUUGAAAUCUUUCACACUUGGGUUCAUAUAUGGUUAGAGGCACAAGACAAAAAGAUACAGGGAGGAUUUUUAAGAUGUCACUGUUCUGCUUAAAUUGUUAUGCAAUGCUGAGCCUAAUAUUAUCUUUUGGUUAUAAACAAUGCAAAAAUGUCUUUGUUGGUGUUCUUGCUUGUUUCUCAACCCAAACAACUAAAAAAGUGUGAAUGCGUUGAAUGAAUGUGUGCAUGUAAAGGAAAUGUCCUUACAUUGGUGGUGGUGAUAUGAGUCCUACAGUUAACACGUUCAGUUAAA